Messenger RNA from Paramuricea clavata, 6237 nucleotides. The record is from the annotation of a GenBank genome assembly. Lineage: Eukaryota; Metazoa; Cnidaria; Anthozoa; Malacalcyonacea; Plexauridae.
AUGGAAACCCAUGCAGAUGAAGCAACGACAGAGCCAACCGGCCAGAAUAGUCCCGUUUUGAACGAGAAUAACUUUACAAACGUGAUCGAAAUCGGACACGAAAAUAAACCACACAGCGAUCAAGACAGUUUAAGCGAAGUCACAGAGUGUCGUCGAAGCACUAGAGAGAGAAAACUAAACCAAAAAGGUAAAGAAUACAUUUUAGAUUUAAAGAGAAAUAUAUUCAAACAAACAAAGUGUUGUCUAGUUGAUAAAUUAUCGUCGCUUAAAACGGAAGUAAGCACUCUAGAAGGAUCGAGUAUUACAUACGAAAUUGAACAACUAGAGACUUUAGUCAAAGAAUUUAAUCAGGGUUUGGACGAAUUACUAAAACUGCUUGAACCCGAACAGCGUGAAAGCUAUAUUACAGAGUGUCAAAGCGUUUUGAACGACUGGAACAAUGUGAAGGGUUCGUUAGUUCUAAAUAUGCAAAAAUAUGAAAUCGACAACAUCCGGUCUAACCACCAGGUGUCAUUACCGGAAGACAGAAAAUCAACCACUUCUUCUUUUCGUACUUCCUCUUCUAUACAAGAAAAAAAGCUGCAAGCCCGCGCGAAAGUAGCCGCGCUCCGAAGUAAAAUUGUAGUAGAAGAGGAGAUUAUCGAACAAAAAAAUUUGCUAGCCAAACAUGAAGCCCACUUAGAGAAAUUGAAAAUGAAGCAACAAUUAGCCGAAGCAGAAGCAGAAGUAGAGGUUUACGAAGAAGCCGAAAACGACCAAGAUCAAAUUCCUGCCCUCCCUAAAAAUAGAUUUCCGUCUCCAACCACAAGUAAUAACAACCUGAAUAAUAAAAUAACUCGAGAUAAUGUAACGCCAGCACCCCUCCCAGUUUCGCAAAAUGUGUCAGCACCUGAUAAAUCCAUGAACUACAAUGCACCUCCUUUUAUUCCUCCACAAAACAGCAUACGCUCAGCCCCAGUCCAACAACAGAUUUUGGUGCCUGGUAACGAACAGAUACCCCACACCCCCACAUCAGUGCCUGAAAAUAGGCAGCUGUAUGAUAGUAAUAAAGUUAUUUUAGAAGCAUUGUCCCUCCAGAGAUUGCCUAAACUUACACCAAAGGUAUUUGAAGGUGACGAAAUGGAAUUUCUGCGUUGGGAAUCAUCCUUUGACGCCCUAGUGGCUUCAAACACCAAUGACUCCAAGACCAUGUUGCAUUACCUAUGCAAGUUUCUGAAAGGAGAACCACUGAAGAUGGUAGAACAUUAUCAGGACUUACACCACGAUGCUGAUACCGCUUAUCGUCGAGCUCGAGAGGAGUUGAAAUACAGGUAUGGCAACGCCAGCGUUCUCACCGCAAGUAUUGACAAAAAGCUAACCGAGUGGCCCAAGAUUGGAAGAGAUAGUAAUCGCGAGCUUCUACAUUUUAGCGACUUCCUGAAUCAAGUUGAGGCGGCCAUGAAUAAGUACACCGCACUAAAAUUCUUCGAUUGUGCCAGAGAACUAGUUAAGUUGGCAGAAAAACUACCUGGAUGGGCACAGAAUGAAUGGAAACGGAAAGUCUGGCAAUACAAAGAGAUAAACGGUGAAGAAAGUUUCCCCCCUUUCUCGCGUUUUGCAGAGACAGUGAAGGUGCUCGCCCGACGUGCCAAUAUGCCCGAAUUUGGCAUGACCACAAAACAAGAAGAGAGCCGAAGAAAAGGGUUCGACAACCAAAGAGCCAAAAGGAACUCGAGUAAGAACUUUAGCGUCUUUGGUACACGAGUAAACCAAGGAAAUAAAAACGACAAGAGUACCCAGUUUAGCCCAGAGACAUUCGGAGAAAGAUCUCAGGACCGCAGUCAUCAGCGCAAGAUGUUCUGUUUUCACUGCCAGAAAGACGACCACUCUCUUAACGACUGUAAAGACUUUCUUGCAUUGGACUUUGAUAAUCGAAAGACAUUUCUGAGAGAAAACCGAAUAUGUUUCAACUGCUUAGAAACGACGAAUCACAUCGCGAAGAAAUGUGACCAGAAAAAACCUGAAUGUGCAACAUGUGCCCAGAGACACGCAACAGCUUUGCAUGAUCCACAACGACAUCCCAGUGAACCCAAGGCGGCCACAAAAUGCACACGAGUUUGUGGCUCACACCAGACUACCAAAUCAUGUGCCAAGAUUGUACUCGUGUGGCUUCGUCACCCAUCCGUCCCAGGUAGAGAAGUCCUCACCUAUGCCCUGCUGGACGACCAAAGUAAUGCGGUCCUUGUUAAGGAAUCUGUGUUUGAGAGACUCGGAAUCGAAGCAUCCCCUACUAAUAUAAAAGUCUCAACAGUCUUAAGCAAAGACAAACUUGUCGCAAGUUAUCGUGUACGGGACCUAGAAGUCUCAGACUACCACCACCAGAACUCAAUACGUUUAUCCACUGCCUACACCCGGGAUGACCUCCCAGCAGAUGACAGUGAUAUCCCAACAAGAAGAGCAGCUAGUCAAUGGGAUCAUCUGAAGGACAUCGCGAAACACAUUCCAGAACAACGCAAAGUAGAAAUAGGCUUGCUGAUCGGCCGAAAUGUCCCACAAGCAAUGAAAACCAGAGAAGUAGUAAAUGGGAAAGAUGACGAACCAUGGGCAGAACGCUAUGACCUGGGAUGGACAAUAAUAGGUGAUGUAUGCAAAGGCCCCGAGGGAAACGACAGCGACGAGGCAUUCAAGAUCAAUAGAAUCGUUGUACGUGAUAGUGCAACGACAAAAGAAAUUUAUACACCCUCGGACGUGCAACGAAUGAUGGAGCUUGACUACUCCGAAAGAAAGGCAGAGCGUGAAGACAACACAAUCCAUUCUGUCGAAGACCGCAAGUUCUUACAGAUCCUUGAAGAAGGAAUCAAGAAAGAUACAGACGGGCGUUGGGAAAUGCCGCUGCCCUUUAGAGAUAAGACCCCCCUCCAUCUACCAGAUAAUCGUCCACAUUGUCUCAGAAGGAUGAUGUCUCUGAAAAGAAAGUUUGAGAGAGAUCCAAAGUUGUUUAAGGAUUAUUCAGAAUUUAUGGAAAAGAUCAUUUCCAAGGGACAUGCAAGCAAGGUUGAAGACAGCGCACGUGAAUUCCAACCCAGUCAAACAUGGUACCUUCCUCACUUUCCAAUCUAUCAUCACCAGAAGCCAGAUCAAAUCAGGGUUGUCUUUGACUGCAGCGAUACAUUUGAAGGAGAAAGCCUCAACAAACACCUCCUCCAAGGGCCAGACCUGAUGAAUAAGCUUAUAGGAGUUCUUACCAGAUUUCGACAAGAAGAAAUUGCCGUAACGUGUGACGUGGAGCAGAUGUUUCACAACUUCACGGUAACUGAAGAGCACAGAGAUUAUCUUCGUUUCUUGUGGUUUCAAGAAAGUGACAUGACUAAGCCCAUUGUAACGUAUCGGAUGAAUGUGCACCUGUUCGGAGCAGUAUCCAGUCCAGGAUGCGCUAACUUUGGUCUUCGCAAAACAGCGCAGGAUGGUGAAAGUGAAUUCGGCGAAGACAUCGCGAAUUUUGUACGAAAUGAUUUCUACGUGGACGAUGGAUUAAAGUCUGUCAAGACAACAGGAGAUGCUAUCAAUCUUAUCACGAAAUCACAAGCAAUGUGCGCAAAGGCGGGUCUCCGUCUUCACAAGUUCGCCAGUAACUCCGUCGAAGUCCUUGAAGCUGUGCCAGCCGAGGAUCGUGCAAAAGAGAUAAAAGAUCUCGAUCUACGUCAUGACACCCUCCCGAUUCAAAGAUCACUCGGUACAUAUUGGUGUAUAGAGUCGGACACGUUCCAGUUUAGAAUAACGUUAAAGGACAAACCCUUUACACGCCGAGGCAUUCUGAGUACGGUCAGUUCGGUUUACGAUCCACUUGGAAUCGUAUGUCCAGUAAUUCUCACCGGGAAACUGCUCUUGAGAGAACUAGUUCAACAGAAAGCUGAUUGGGACGAUCCAAUACCUGAAGAGAUUCGCCCACGUUGGGAGAAAUGGAGAGCAGAAUUAAAAGACUUAGAAAAGCUGGAAACGCACCGUUGUUUGAAACCGCCAAGCUUUGGAGAAGUAAAGUCUACGGAGAUACAUAGCUUCGCUGAUGCCAGUCAGUCCGCUGUGGGACAAGUUUCUUACCUUAGGCUUGUGAACGAAGAAGGUCAGGUCCACGUUUCGUUUUUGAUGGCCAAAGCGCGAGUCGCUCCUUUGAAACUCGUAUCCAUACCAAGACUUGAACUCACAGCUGCUGUUAUUUCUGUGAACGUUGUCCAAGAACUUUCUAGAGAACUGGAUUAUGACGUAGAUGCCGACAUCUACUAUAGUGAUUCAACGGUCGUUCUUGGAUAUGUCCAAAAUGAAGCCCGCCGCUUCCACGUUUACGUAGGAAAUAGAGUACAAGCUAUAAGAAGCAAAACUUCCCCUGAAUCAUGGCACCAUGUAAAAGGCAAGGAUAACCCAGCCGACAUCGCCUCAAGAUCCGCCACACCGAAGGAAUUGUUAGACUCUCCCACCUGGCUAAAUGGUCCAGAUUUCUUAUGGCAAACAGAACUACCCGAGAACACCAGCAGUUCGCCUCCCCUCGAUGAGAACGAUCCAGAAGUUAGAAAGGUUACCGUCCACGCUGUUCACGUGAAGUCGCAGAAAAGACCCUUAGACAUGGACAUUCUGAAUCGCUUCUCUUCGUGGUUUAAGCUAAAACAUGCAGUAGCCUUAGCGACAAAGUACGUCAAAAUACUACGAAUCAGAGUAUCCCAGAGAAGAGCAGGUCAAGAGCCAGAUGUCCGCGGGAAAAGUUCGUCUAUGUCGGUACUCGUUGAAGACUUACAACAAGCAGAACAUACGAUCAUAAAGAAUGUUCAACAGCAUUAUUUCCAUGAUGAAGUGACCGUCUUACAGAACCUAAAGGACGGACAGUUCAAAAACUACGCAGAAACCAGAACAAGGAACCAGAAGCUAAAACACAUCAGUUCACUGCACCGCCUCGACCCGUUCGUAGACCAGCACGGAAUUGUUCGAGUCGGUGGACGAAUUAAACGUGCAGAUGUCACAUUUCAAGAGAAACAUCCAGUUGUUCUACCAAAGAAUAGUCACAUCACCACGCUGGUUAUACGACAUCACCACGAAGCAGUUCAACAUCAGGGCCGUCUACUGACCUUGAACGAGAUUCGACAUGCUGGCUAUUGGAUAAUCCACGGUAGAGCCACAGUAUCAAAUGUCAUCAACAAAUGCGUGAAAUGUCGCAGACAACGAGGCACAACAGAAACCCAGAAGAUGGCCGAUCUUCCAUUCGACCGCACGAAAGAAACCGCUCCGUUCACUUAUGCUGGAGUAGAUGCCUUCGGCCCCUGGUAUAUCAGAGAAGGUAGAAAGAGUGUAAAAAGAUACGGCGUUAUCUUCACCUGUAUGGCUUCAAGGGCCAUUCACCUUGAAACAUUAAACACUAUGGACACAGACAGUUUUAUUUGUGCUUUAAGACGGUUCAUGUGUAGACGAGGAAACGUUCGCCAGCUUAGAUCGGAUCGAGGAACGAACUUUAUCGGGGCGAAAGGAGAGCUGACGCAAGCAUGGAAUAAGAUGAACCAAGACCACGUCCAUCAAUUUCUUCUGACGAAGAACUGCGAUUGGAUCAUGAAUGUUCCUCACGCUUCUCAUAUGGGAGGUGUGUGGGAACGACAGAUCAGAACAGUCAGAUCAGUCAUCUCCGCUCUUAUGACUGAACUCGGCGACCAACUCGACGACGAGACUCUGCGCACGCUCUUCACAGAGGCAGAAAAUAUUGUUAACUCCCGCCCAUUAACUGCAGAUGUCUCCGACCCCGACAGUCCAGAACCAAUAACACCAAUGCAACUACUUACGCUGAAAUCUAAAGUUGUACUGCCACCACCGGGACAGUUCAGUCGACCCGAUGUCUACAGUCGUAGAAGAUGGAAGCGUGUGCAAUUCUUAGCAAAUCAAUUUUGGCAGAGAUGGAGACGCGAAUACCUCCAAAACUUGCAAAUCAGAAAGAAAUGGCAAUGCCCCAAACGAAACCUUCAGGUUGGUGAUAUUGUUAUUGACAAAGACGAAGACCUUCCGCGAAAUCAGUGGCCGUUAGCGAAAGUCACCAAAACUUACCCCAAUGAUGAUGGUCUAGUUCGAAAAGUUGAGAUUCAGAAGGCAACAAGCAACCUGGAUAAGAACGGAAGAAGAAAGAAUAGCUUGAGCAGCUUCGAACGUCCAAUUCAUAAGUUGACAGUGUUGUUAGAAAUGGUGGAGCAAGAAGAGACCGAAAGGAACGUCCCCGCCAAGGAGCAAUGA